Molecule: messenger RNA, 1715 nt
Organism: Pleuronectes platessa (European plaice)
Lineage: Eukaryota; Metazoa; Chordata; Actinopteri; Pleuronectiformes; Pleuronectidae
Gene: nono
Product: non-POU domain containing, octamer-binding
Exons: 1
Coding region: 119-1438 (439 amino acids)
Biological process (GO): regulation of DNA-templated transcription
Cellular component (GO): nucleus
Molecular function (GO): RNA binding
Source: RefSeq, a predicted model, not a curated record
CGUCGCGGCAGCAAGCAGGCUCGCCAUUUUCGCUGCUCUUUGUGCGCCACCGUCCACCGAGAGUCUGCGUGCUUUUCCUCGAGCAUUUCUUCCACUCGGGUUUAAAUUCGGCUACACGAUGCAGGGAAACAAAGGCCCUCAGCACAACCACGGCCCCAACCGCCCGGGAGAGCAGAAGAAACCCGGGGGGACGAACACCAAUGGCCAGCAGCCGGAUCCCAGCGACCAUUCCAGCCCCAAUGAGGCCUUCACCCUGGACAUGCAGAGCUUCAGGAAGCCGGGGGAGAAGACCUUCACCCAGCGCAGCAGGCUGUUUGUGGGCAACCUCCCGACCGGAGUCACCGAGGAGGACAUCGAGAAGCUCUUCAACAAGUACGGCAAGGCCAGCGAGAUCUUCGUCAACAAGGACAGGGGCUUCGGCUUCAUCCGGCUGGAGACCAGGAUCAUCGCAGAGAUCGCCAGAGCCGAGCUGGACGAUACCCAGUUCAGAGGCAGGCCCAUACGGGUGAGGUUUGCGACCCACGGGGCUGCUCUGUCUUUGAAGAAUCUGCCAGAGUUUGUGUCCAACGAGCUGCUGGAGGAGGCCUUCGCUGUGUUUGGUCAGAUAGAGAGGGCGGUGGUCAUAGUGGAUGACCGGGGGAGGCCCACGGGGAAGGGGAUUGUGGAGUACACCUCAAAGCCAGCUGCAAGAAAAGCUCUGGAUAAGUGCAAUGAUGGUGCCUAUGUUCUCACAGCCUUCCCUCGCCCCAUCACAGUGGAACCCAUGGAGCAGCUUGAUGAAGAGGAGGGACUAUCAGAGAAGAUUAUCAACAAAAACCAGCAGUAUCACAAAGAACGUGAGCAGCCUCCUCGAUUUGCCCAGCCGGGCUCCUUCGAGUUCGAGUAUGCUAUGCGCUGGAAGGCCCUGAUGGAGAUGGAGAAGCAGCAGUAUGAUAUGGUGGACCGCAACAUGAAAGAGGCUCAGGAGAAGCUGGAGGUCGAGAUGGACGCGGCCAGACAUGAGCAUCAGGUGAUGCUGAUGAGGCAGGACCUGCUGAGGCGCCAGGAGGAGCUGCGGAGGAUGGAGGAGCUCCACAGUCAGGAGGUGCUGAAGAGGAAACAGGCCGAGCUGCGGCAGGAAGAGGAGCACCGGAGGAGAGAGGAGGAGAUGAGGAUGCGCAACGAGGAGAUGAUGAAGAGGCAGCAGGAGGGCUUCAGAGGCAACUUCCCUGAAAACAGGGAGCAAGACAUGAGGAUGCACAUGGCCGGUCAUGGGAUGAACAGAAACUCUCUGGGUGGUAGUUCUGGUCCUGCAGGUACUCCUGGCAUGCCUGCUGAGAAUGCUCCAUUGAUGCAGGGGCAAGGAAACAACAACAUGCCCGGAGGAGGUCAGGGCGGCUUCCCCAGAGGCCUCCCUGGGCCUGGAGACUUUGGACCUAAUAAGCAACGCAGAUUUUGAAUUCUAUUUUUCUCUUCCAUUUUCAUACUCACUCUUUCUUAAAGUUCGGGUAGUGAACCUUAAAUGAACUUUGAAAACUGUUGCAUGUAUUUUUCCCCCCUUUUUUUUAUGUUUUAUGUUUACUUUUGAAUUAUUUUUUAGUACUAAAAUUUCAAAGCUGUCCAAAUGAGCCACAUCUUUUGCUUUCCCCCAAAAAAUGUUGUAUUUUUCAUAGGGAUAGGAAAUGUUUUUGUCCUGGAUAUGUUGACUUUUCUGGAAUAAAACCAUGAUUCCCUAA